Parnassius apollo (apollo) is the source of this 522-nucleotide messenger RNA. Lineage: Eukaryota; Metazoa; Arthropoda; Insecta; Lepidoptera; Papilionidae. The record is from the annotation of a GenBank genome assembly.
AUGAUCUUGUAUUAUGAUCCACAAAGCAAGCGCGAGUCAAUGGAAUGGCGUUAUAAGGGUGGAAAGUCCCCUAGAAAGGCAAAGGUGCAACAAUCGACUAAAAAACUGAUGUGCACAAUAUUUUGGGAUUUUCAAGGCAUUUUGAUGUUGGAUUUUAAAGAACGUAAUACAGUCGUGAAUGGCGAAUAUUAUGCUUCUUUAAUAUAUAAAUUACGAGACAAGAUAAAGGAAAAACGAAGAGGCAAGCUGUCUAAAGGUGUCCUGUUGCUCCAUGGCAACGCCCCUGUUCAUACCGCUGGUGUUUCGAAGGAUGCAGUUCGUCAAUGCGGGUUCACAGAAGUUCAACAUCCACCUUACAGUCCAGACAUGGCCCCGUCCGAUUAUUAUUUAUUUCCAAAUUUAAAGCGGGACUUAAGAGGAACAAAAUUUUCAAGCGAUGAAGAGUUGCAGGCGGCCGUCUUCAGUCAUUUUGAGGAUAAAAAAUGUGAUUAUUUUUAUAGGUUUUCAAUUGGAAUUGAUUAA